UUAGACGUUUGCAACUUUGUUUUUAUUAUUUGGUUACGAGGUAAACAUCUGCCAACAAAUCAAAACUAAACAUUUUUCUCUGGUGAAGUAGCAAGCUUAAAAGAUGAAGGAAUUGGUGCUAAUUAAGAUUUGAGAGAAAACCCAGUACGUACGACUCAAGAUUUCUCCAGACCAGACCAAACAUCUCUCGCUCUCACGUUUAAAAAAACAGACUGGCUUAGAGUUUUCCAGACCAGACCAGAUACCAGACCAAACAUCUUCACCAAGUUGAUAAAACCCAAGCUCUCCUCAAUCCCACCUACGAAUAUCCAUCAGACGCGUGUCACCACUGCCUCGACAGCAGCAUCCCCUCUGGCUUCCGCUCCGAUAAUAAUCAAUCCGAUAUCCAAUACAAGAGCACUCACGUAGAGCGGCCGGCCAAAGCAGCUGACACCCCUCCUACCCUGUAAGUCUGUAACCAUGAAGACAGAAAGAAGAGGCAACAGUGCACCGAUCUCUCUACCAUACUCAUACCAUGGUCUUUUAUUCAACAACCCUCAAGGCUCUUUACCUGAAGCCGCGCUUAAAGGACGACGCCUAGAUGGAGCUUGUACAGAGAAGCUUCUCCUUCACUGUGCAAGUGCCAUAGAGAACAACGAUGUUACCCUAGCUCAGCAAGUGAUGUGGGUGCUCAACAACGUGGCUUCUGCAGUAGGUGACUCCAAUCAAAGGCUUAUCUCUUGGUUCUUGAGGGCCCUCAUUUUCAGGGCUUCUAGGGUUUUCCCUACAGCUGCCAUGAAUUUUCAUGGCACGACUGCCCUUGAUCAGAUGAUUCAGACCAGAUCUAUGAGUGUGACUGAGUUAGCAGGGUAUGUCGACCUGAUCCCUUGGCACAGGUUUGGUUUUUGUGCCUCAAACAGUGCAAUUUUAAAGGCAAUCCAGGGGUACCCAAGAGUACACAUCAUAGAUUUUAGCAUCACUCAUUGUAUGCAGUGGCCUACACUCAUCGAUGCCUUGGCCAAAAGGCCUGAAGGUCCUCCCUCAGUCGGAAUUACUGUGCCCUCCUGUAGACCUCCGGUGCCUCCCUUGCUUAAUGUGUCAAGCGACCAAGUUGGUUUCCGUUUGGCGAAUUUCGCGAAAACCAGGGAUGUUCCUUUCGCUUUCCAUGUUAUCGAUUGCUCAUCUUCCUGCAGCAAAUCUGCUGGUGCUGAUACUUUAUCGGGUGAUUUCUCUAGAAGCUUUCAUCACCUCAUGAGUCAGUUGAAUCCUUGCAUGCUAGAUCUCAGAGAUGAUGAGGCCUUGGUCGUCAACUGCCAAAACUGGCUUCGCUAUUUGCCUGCUGAUCAUCUGUCUUUGCGGAAUACAUUCCUGGAGGUGAUCAAGGGUCUUAACCCUUGUAUAAUGACUGUGGUCGACGAGGAUUCCGAUUUGGAUUCUUCAAGCCUCACAUCAAGGAUUACUACAUCCUUCAAUUACCUGUGGAUACCGUUCGAUGCCUUGGAGACCUUUUUGCCCAAGGAUAAUGCGCAGAGGAUGGAAUAUGAAGCCGAUGUUGGACAUAAGAUUGAGAACAUCAUUGGUUUUGGGGGGAUGCAAAGGAUUGAAAGGUCUGAAUCCGGUUUUAAGUUGUCACAGCGAAUGAAGAAUGCAAAUUUCCUCCGUAUUCCAUUUGAUGAAGAGACUGUUGGUGAAGUCAAGCUUUUACUAGAUGAACAUGCUAGUGGGUGGGGAAUGAAGAAGGAAGAUGAUAGGUUGGUGCUCACAUGGAAGGGACACAACUCGGUCUUUGCUACGGCUUGGGUUCCAAUUAACUUCCAAAGUAGCUAGAGCUUAUUUGAGGAGGAGGAGGAUUGAAGGGGCCGGGACCUUUCUGGGCCUAGCUACCAUGAGAGAUGGAUUAAUGUGUUGUGUUAUUCACUUAUUUGUGGUCCAAGGGAAGAGCAGAAGACAAAAUGGAAUAGCUUUUCCCCUUUGGAAAAAGGCUGCAAAAAGGACACCAAGUCAAGUCAGAAAGAAAAACAGCAGGCCGAUCUCUAGUAAAUUAAAGUUCAUGUUGCAUUUCUUUACCUUGUUCCACGUCAAUAGACAAAGAGAGAAAUGUACAUAUUGUCUUUGCAUGAUACAAAUUAAGCUGAGAGCUAUCAUUUACCAGCUGGCCUUAUUAAUCGGUCAAGGUUAUGCCCUUAAUUAUUUGCUAGCUUGACAUGCAAUUCCAAUUCUGAUGAUGGUGCCAACUGCCAUUUCUUGUACUGCCGACUGGGGCUAAUAUUUGCUUAGCUCUCGAAAAUGAACCGAAAUUGUGGCCAGUUCGAUCCAAUUCCAACCCGGUCAGAACAUACAGAAAACCAAAUUAACUAUGAUUCUGUAUGCACUCUGUUCGGAUUCCAAUAUUCAUUUCAGCAGGUGUUUGGAGAAGAUCCAGACUUGAUAAACUAGCUUGUUUGGUAACCGGAUCGAUAUAUAGGAUUGAUGUCAA
Molecule: messenger RNA, 2455 nt
Organism: Nelumbo nucifera (sacred lotus)
Lineage: Eukaryota; Viridiplantae; Streptophyta; Magnoliopsida; Proteales; Nelumbonaceae
Source: RefSeq, a predicted model, not a curated record